AGGGACUUGGGAUUUCUCAUUCGCAUACACCUCUCUCUCUCUCUCUCUCUCUCUCUCUCUCUUUUGAAACGAAUUUUGGAGCUCCGUAAAAGAGGGAAAAGAUCGCAAACCCUAAAAAUCGACGAGAGAAACAAGGGAUUGUUGAUCUGUAAUGACGCUGUAGCCAUUUUGCUGCAUUCUGUUGCUCUGGAUUUGGUUUCUCCAGCCACCAUUUCCGAGACCAUUGGUUUGAGCAUUUUCUUUUGUUGUUCAAGUUCAUCAUGGUAGCAACUGCUGCUACAUCCGCAUUUUAUCCUGUUCCUUCUUCAUCUCCCGACUCUGGAGCAAAGAACACCAAAAUUCGAGGUGGCUCUGGGAAUCUGGGGGGAAUCAAGUCAAAAUCUGUAUCUUCUGGAUGUCUUCAGGUGAAGACGAAUGCCCAAGCUCCUACCCAAGUAAAUGGAAGCUCAGUGAAACCUGUGGGUGGUGUCAGGGCUGGAGAUGACCUCCCAUCAUCGCACCCCCGAACUUUUAUCAACCAGCUGCCUGACUGGAGCAUGCUUCUUGCGGCUAUUACAACCAUCUUUUUAGCAGCUGAGAAGCAAUGGAUGAUGCUUGACUGGAAACCUAGGCGGCCUGACAUGCUUAUGGACCCAUUUGGUUUGGGAAGGAUUGUACAGGAUGGUCUUGUGUUUACCCAGAACUUCUCUAUUAGAUCUUAUGAAAUAGGUGCCGAUCGUACAGCUUCUAUAGAGACAUUAAUGAAUCAUUUACAGGAAACUGCCCUUAAUCAUGUUAAAACUGCUGGCCUACUUGGUGAUGGAUUUGGCUCAACGCCAGAAAUGUGCAAAAAGAACCUGAUAUGGGUAGUUACCAAGAUGCAGAUUAUGGUAGACCGUUACCCUACUUGGGGUGAUACUGUUCAAGUGGACACUUGGGUUAGUGCUUCUGGAAAGAAUGGCAUGCGCCGUGAUUGGCUGGUGUAUGAUUGCAAAACUGGUGACACUUUAACAAGAGCUUCUAGUGUUUGGGUCAUGAUGAAUAAAGAGACGAGAAAAUUGUCAAAGAUUCCUGAGGAAGUGAGGAGUGAAAUAGAGCCACACUUUACGGAUUCUUCUCCUGUUAUUAAUGAUGACAGGAGACUUUCAAAACUUGAUGGUGACACAGCUGAUUAUGUUCAAAGGGGUUUGACUCCUAAAUGGAGUGAUUUAGAUGUCAACCAGCAUGUUAAUAAUGUGAAGUACAUUGGCUGGAUUCUUGAGAGUGCCCCGCCACCAAUUUUAGAGAGUCAUGAACUUUCUUCCAUCACUUUGGAGUAUCGGAGGGAAUGCGCAAGGGACAGUGUCCUGCAGUCCCUUACCGCUGUCACUGGCACAGAUGUUGGGACUUUGGCAACUGCUGGAGACAUUGCGUGCAAUCACUUGCUUCGGUUUGAGAAUGGGGCUGAGAUUGUGAGAGGCAGAACAGAGUGGAGACCUAAAAUUGGCACCAAUGUUAGGUUUCUGAACACUAUUUCAGCUGAUCAUGGCAUUUAAGCUGCCACGCAAGAUCUCUCAGCAGAGGCCUCCUGCUACAUCUAUGGUUUGCGCAAAAUUCUGCUUUCAUUUCUCUGAUAUAUACGUCUAUAGGUAUGUUUUCUCACUCCCUCUUUGCUGAUAAACAAAAAAGAAAAAAAAAAGAAUUAAUCUCUUUGUAAUUAGCCCUUAUCUAUUAUUUUCCCCUUGUCCCAGAAGGCUACUGUAUUAUGUUUAUGUUUCUCAGCUUGAUCAGUUUCUUUGCAAUCAAUGUGUGCCCCACAGCUGGCUGAUUGAUUGUCUCAGAGCAGAUUGGAAAAUAUUUUUGUUUGGAAAUUGAUUGCAAAAAAAUUUACUUCGAGGUGUUAGAUUUGUAUAUUUUCUGUAACUUUAGUUUGGGAGUUGGAAAAAAGAAAAAAGAAGAAAUAUUUCCAUUUUUUGAACCUUCAGUUGUCGUUGUCAAUUUGAAUAUGUUGGGAUUUCUGGACUUGCUUGCCUUGAGCAGACUGGGUAAUAUUUAUCCUGUUUGGAAA
Cucurbita maxima (winter squash) is the source of this 2026-nucleotide messenger RNA. RefSeq names its product palmitoyl-acyl carrier protein thioesterase, chloroplastic-like. Lineage: Eukaryota; Viridiplantae; Streptophyta; Magnoliopsida; Cucurbitales; Cucurbitaceae. Gene Ontology annotation, biological process: fatty acid biosynthetic process. Gene Ontology annotation, molecular function: acyl carrier activity; fatty acyl-[ACP] hydrolase activity. Bases 261 to 1514 code for a protein of 417 amino acids. The record is from RefSeq and is a predicted model, not a curated record. The transcript is spliced from 7 exons.